Molecule: messenger RNA, 874 nt
Organism: Trichomonas vaginalis G3
Lineage: Eukaryota; Parabasalia; Trichomonadida; Trichomonadidae
Product: protein of unknown function, DUF4106 family
Exons: 1
Source: RefSeq, a predicted model, not a curated record
AUGGGAUAUAAGAUAUAUUCUAACUCUGACUUAGUUCAAACAGUAACAUGGGCAAACUAUGAAUGGUUCGCUUUGAGAAACUCAGUACAACCACAAGCUAGAGAACAAACAGACCAGUAUGCAACUAUUGAGAAAAUAAGAAGACUUGACCCUAACGUUCCAGGAGUUUAUGUUAACCUUUCUGGACAAACUGCAGCAGCAGUAACCAAAGUAAAACUGAAACUUAGAGUUCCUUUGUCAUCUUUCCUCAUCUUCAGGUUUUUAAGAUACUUGCCAAACUGGGCAGGAAAAAUUUCUAUCGAACUUACUCCAAGCAAAAAUAACUUAGUCAUUGCACCAACACAAGACCCAUUCAGCAUUACAGACGUAAAGGGAACAAAUCAAACGUCAUUCGCCGAAUUUUGCAAAGACAAAGUUGACUUAGACUUUGGUUUCUCAAACUUCAACACUGAAGUAAACUAUUAUUUCAAUGCUGCUGGAGAUGCUUGGGACCCAGUUAAGUUCACAUGCGAAAAAUUUGAAUGCAAGAGAAUAGAAAGCAGACUUGCCGUUUAUAUGUUGGACCCAGAUAUUUCAAAUGCUUUAGCUGCCAAAUAUAUUGCAGUUCCACUUAUGUUCCCUAUACACCAAAUAUCUGUCAAAGACUUUGCAGGUGAAGUUGGAAACCAAAGUGCUGACCCAGGUGCAAGAACAGAUAUUGCUUUAACAACUGCAAUGAAACAUGCAGAUACUAUGUUUGUACUGUUCAGACGAACUAUAAAUGACUAUUCUUGUUUCUACAACCCUGGUAUUAAAUAUCAUAUAAACAUAGAUGGCAAAUAUUAUCCAAGAGAAGAAUAUUCUACAGUUGAGGAUAUGAGGUCAUACAACUUGA